GUCUAUCGUUUUUGUCUGGUUAAUCCUGAUAAAGAUAGAGGGAAAUAUGGAGCAGCUCUUCCUCAAUCAGUAAAGCAGAUUCAACCAGUUCUGAUACGAGUAUCGAUGCACUUGUUCCCGCGUGCAGUGAUCCAUUUAACGAGAGACGGCAGCUGUUACUUUCAUUUUUGGUGCAGUUGCAGCCCUGUUGUUUGAUCAAGUUUCCUGUUUAACCACGAGAGCGCGCCAUCGGCAACUCAAUAAAAUCCAAAGAGCGCCGGACGGGCGGUGUUCCGCGAAGCGUGAUGAGUUUGACAGCUCCCGCGUACUGAACGUUAUUCAAAAGUAAAAAAUCGAUCAAGAGAUGAGGCCGAAAAAAAAUCCUUAACACGUUUUCCGUAUGCAUCCACGCGAGACCGUCUAAUAUGGGAGAAUGGUUGGUCAUAGAAUCAUUACGCUGAUAUUUUUUCUGGCAGCAUGGCACGAAGCAGUAACUUUAGUGCCAGUACGCUCGGUGGCUGUAGACCUUGGACAGAAUUUGACUCUGGCAUGUGCAGAAGAAGAUGCACUGCCACAGUCAGGAGAGUCUGUUGGAAUGAUGUGGAUAAGGGAGGGACGCGAAGAUGGACAAAUUGAACGUCUAAAGGUUGAGCCUAAUGGAGCAUUGGAACUUAUUAAUGUCAGUGCAGAUGAUGCUGGAAACUAUUCAUGCACCUUAGAUGAUGAUCAUGAUGCUGUUAAAACUAGAAUCAAUGUACAAGUUAGAACUCCUCCUCCAGCUUUGCACAAUGUAUGGGUAAAACCAUCAACAAUAUUGGCAAAUAUUCUUUGGGAAGUAGCUGGCACAGGUGGUUAUCCUAUCAUAGAUUUCACUGCCGAAUAUCGUCUUAAACCAAGUGUGGGUGAAGAACCAGAAGACUGGAAGCCUAUUGUUCCAACGCACAUUCCACCAAAUUCUAGGCAAAUUGAUGUAUAUCACUUGGUGCCAAACACGACCUAUUCUUUCCGAGUUUGGGCAACAAAUCAGCUAGGGAGAGGUGACAUUGUUGAGGUUGAAGGUCAUACACAUCACAGUAUCGAAGAACUAGAACUUGCAAGACAUCUCUUAGCAGGUGUAGAAAACUUUGACACUCGUGUCUGGGUGGCAGCAGUAGGGAUAGUUAUGGGUACACUUAUGAUUCUUGGUAUAGGUACUUGUUACCUCCUCUAUCGUGAGUGCAAAGUACCCUCGCAGCUGGAGGAGCAGGAAGUGAUUGAACUUGUACCCAAUAUCAUUCUGAAUCCAGGAUUUUUUGAUGAAAGAAUCGAACAUAUUCCGCAAGAUGAAAAUUUCAACAACCAGACUACCACACGUUUGAACAAUAACAGCGUUGUGCAACCUAUGCGACUUUAGCGAUUAAAUACUUAGAUUUCUGUGGCUAAUUUUUAUUAACAAGUGGCUUGAGCACAAUUUAUGUGUCACCUUAAACGUAAGUAACUGGAAUUACAAGAGGCCUCGAAUCUACCAAAGUAUCGCAGAAUUUAGAGAUCGGGUAAGCGGUGAGGUUGACGAUAAUCACCGUUGAAACUGAGAUUUGUUUUUGUUUAUAGUCAGAAAAAUUGAGAAAUGCAUCAUACAUUUUGAGUGUUCGAAUGAAGUAAAACUUUUCACUUACAAUGUAAAGUGUUCAAAGCAUAUGUAAGACUCUGUUAGGUUUUGUGAAAAAACGGAGUAGAACAUUUUUGAAGAUGUUUACAAGGAAGUUCUAACAUUGAAAAUCCGAUAUUAUUGCUCAUUAAUCGAGCUUAAAGGUGAAGAACUCCUGUAAGCUAAACAAAUAUUCUUAGUAAGACUGUAAUUCUAAGAACAAACAAAACGAAAUUUCCGUGAAAUUAAAGUUCGUACGGUGUUAAUAUAAGUGGCAUACUUUGCUCUUACAUUCUGCAUGAACAUGACAAUGUUUUUACAAUUAUUUUUAAUCAUUAUUACUGCAUACAAGUGAAAUCUUAAGGGACGACAAUAUCAUGCAGAAAGUAAGAUUAUCGCAAAUUCACAUAAUCGGAUUAAACAGAUUUUGUCAGACGCGAGGUAUGAUAAAGGCUUGCUUACUGCCGUUUUAAGGUGUGCAGAAGUCAUUGGUACGAAAGUUCCUUUUUUUUUGCGUCUUUACAAAGAUUUUUUUUUUAUUAUUAUUUAUUGUUAUAAGAAUUUGUUUGUUUUUGUUUUUAGAGAAUAUGUUGGUAAUGUUUUUCUUCCAAAGAAUUUAAGAUUAGUGAACAAUGCACCAUAUACUCUUUCUGGAGAAAAAUCCUGUGAAUCAGAGAGUGUACAGUGUAAAAACCAUGGUACUCUAAUUGAAAAGUAAUUCUACUAUGUUAGCAUUAUUUAUAAUAAUAUUAUAUUCUUCGUACUUUUAACUUUGCAUGCAAUCAUUCAAUUAAUAUGUAAUGCUUCAACAUGCUUUUGCACCACCUUAAUAACAAAUGCAAUAUUUACCGCUACAGAAUUAUUAUAAAAAAUACUAUAAAAUCAAAUUUUAUCAAAAAGAAACUUUUAACAAGCGCGAGAUAGCACAAUUUUUUUAACAAUAAGUUUCAGUGUGUGAACUUUUUAAAAAAGUAAACGAAAAAAAAAAAAGAAUCCAUUAAUAAUCUUCGUGAUAUUCAGCGAAUAAGAAUUAUUCCUGGGCAUCAUACACUUCAGUUCAAUUCAUUGCAUUCAGAUUAGCAGUAAAUGUAGGAUAAAGUAGAAUAAGUUAAAAUAUUUUGGAUAUCAUCUUUGAUAGAAUCAAGUUUGAUAAUGAAUUGUUGAAACAAAUCUUUUCCCAGAUAUUCAUUUUCUAUGAUAAUGAAUAUUAUCAUCUCAUUGAAAUUGCAUAAAAUGAAAUUCAACUUAGUCAAUCAAUAAGGUUGAUGAUUUUGAUAAAAGUUCUUCCUGUACAAAUACAUAGUUAUUUUCCACAAUUUACAAGUAGUAUCAUAUCAGAAUUUGUCAUUGUGAAAAAUAUCUUAUUAUAGUAGUGAGUGCUUAGUGUUGAGGCUUUUCUUCAUUAAAAAUACGGUAUUAUUUUGAUUCUUUACCUAAAGCUCUCAGGAAAGAUCAAACGAUAUGUUCUUUUGUUCUUGUUAUUCGGUUUUUUGUUUUUUUGUUUUAAAUUAAUCUCUAUUAAAGCUCUCCAAGUGACGAAUAUAGAACUGGUUGUGGAAAUUGAUUCUCGUAUUAGUCUUUCAUCUGUUAUUAGUGAAGUUCAUAUUGUGAGAAACAUAAUACCUUAAUGACUCUACUUAAAACAAUUGUAUAAGUUAAUAUCUUGCUUUUGUCAAUAUAAAGAAACUGACAAAAAGCAAUUUGGUGCACGCAGGUUGUAUAAAUAUUGGUUGUGCGUUGUUACAUUGAAGCUUUAUGAUCUGUUCCUCCCUUUAGCAUGAUAAAUUAUAGGGGUGAACAGACUCAGUUCGGCUUCGUACUAUGCACUCUGUGUUGUGAAUGGUAUAUAUACGCGCUAAUGAAAAAUAAUAAUACGAUAAUAACAAUAAUGAUAACGAUAUAAAUAUAUAUAUAUAUAUAUUUAUAUAGCCGAGGCAUCGUAAUAUUUUAGCUAUAAGCAAAGACAAUUUUUUAUAUAAAUAAUAAUAUUGCUGAAAUGCAGUGAUGAAUAUUUAUCUACAUAUUCAUAUAGAUAAUUUUGUGCUAUGAUAUCGAGCUUCAAGAGUGAUCUAGUAGAUUUGCCCAUUAAGAAUCUUUGAUGUAGAAUAUCAUAUUUCUUCUUUCUUUCAGAAGAGUCGUGUUGUAUAUUCUUUCAUUCAGAGACUGUAUAAAGCAGACAUCAUUUUGAUAAAUUUUAACAAUGCAAAAUUUUUAAAUAUUAAUAAUACAUAGAACAAUUGUAUUCAUUUUCUAUACAAAAAGAAUCUUAAGUUUAAAAAAUUCAGCAAUAAUCUAUUCAAUACUUCAAGACACGACCCUUCAUAUCUCAUGCACAUUCAAAUAAAGUAUGAUCACUUGUUUCUGCUGACUUACAUAACAAUAGAUAUAUUGUAAUUUAAAUGUUUAACUGUCUCUAUCAAAGCUAUCUGGUGAAGGCAUAGGUUUUACAUUUAGUGGCAUUAACAACAUGGUGAAACCUGAUAAGAAAAAAAAAA
This is a messenger RNA of Osmia lignaria (orchard mason bee), 4101 nucleotides long. The record is from RefSeq and is a predicted model, not a curated record. Lineage: Eukaryota; Metazoa; Arthropoda; Insecta; Hymenoptera; Megachilidae.